Fusarium graminearum PH-1 is the source of this 519-nucleotide messenger RNA. RefSeq lists its product as uncharacterized. NCBI's taxonomy places the organism in Eukaryota, Fungi, Ascomycota, Sordariomycetes, Hypocreales, Nectriaceae. The coding region runs from base 1 to 519 and encodes 172 amino acids. The transcript has a single exon. The record is from RefSeq and is a predicted model, not a curated record.
AUGGAGAUGAAGGCUCAAGCCGCGGUGAACAUGAACGAGGCCGACGCGACCGCGACAGUCGAUCAAACAGAUCUUCGCGUCGAGGAAGCCGUGACCGCGACCGCGAGCGAAGUCAAGGUCGAGACAAGGAACAUCGCGAACACCGUGACCGUCGCUCAGGGGCUGGAGAGAGUGGUAGGGAAGAGCGCGAAUCCAGACGCUCCAACCGAGAACCUGGUGGCGCUCCACGCGAGCCAAUGGGGCCUCCUCCUACUGGAAGAGACCUUGUACAAGGCCGUGAUGGCCGACACAGAGGUGAUAGUCAAAGCGGCCGCAGUGGUGAAGACUGGGCGAGCAACGGUAGAGGAGGACGAGGGCAACGCGAAGGAGGUUUACGACCAGACGAUCGUCGCGACGGGCGAGAGGACCCCCGUGGACGAAAGAGGAGGAGCGAAGGAGAUUCAGGGUCGCAGAAUGAUCGCGAGAAACGGGCCCGACGAUAAAGAUAAUUUGAAUGAAAGUCGGUACAGCAUGUUUUGA